GCACCGUGUGGGGAGGAGUCACAGCUGCGUCUCCGACUUUCGCUCCCACUAGCCCUGCCGCGGAGGCGGAGGAGCUGGACGAGGAGCUGGACGAGGAGCGGCCCAGAGCGCCCGACUUGUCUUCGCUGCCUCUGCAGCCGCCGCCGGGGGUCUGGCGCUUCCCAAAACCUUCGGGCACUGGGCUUGGCCGUCGCCGGGAGAACAUGGCGCCCUGGACGCUGUGGCGCUGCUGCCAGCGCAUCGUGGGCUGGGUACCUGUGCUCUUCAUCACCUUCGUGGUCGUCUGGUCCUACUACGCGUACGUGGUGGAGCUGUGCAUAUUUACUAUUUUUGGAAAUGAAGAAAACGGAAAGACCGUUGUUUACCUUGUGGCUUUCCAUCUGUUCUUUGUUAUGUUUGUAUGGUCCUAUUGGAUGACGAUUUUCACAUCUCCCGCUUCCCCCUCCAAAGAGUUCUACUUGUCCAAUUCUGAAAAGGAACGUUAUGAAAAGGAAUUCAGCCAAGAAAGACAACAAGAAAUUUUGAGAAGAGCAGCAAGAGCCUUACCUGUCUAUACCGUAUCAACUUCAAGAACUAUCAGAUACUGUGAAAAAUGUCAGUUGAUUAAACCUGAUCGGGCACAUCAUUGCUCAGCAUGUGACACAUGUGUUCUUAAGAUGGAUCAUCACUGUCCUUGGGUGAAUAACUGUGUGGGAUUUUCUAAUUACAAAUUCUUCCUGCUGUUUUUAUUAUAUUCCCUAUUAUAUUGCCUUUUCGUGGCAGUAACAGUAUUAGAGUACUUUAUAAAAUUUUGGACGAAUGAACUGGCAGAUACACGUGCAAAAUUCCACGUACUGUUUCUUUUCUUUGUGUCUGCAAUGUUCUUCAUCAGCGUCCUCUCGCUCUUCAGCUACCACUGCUGGUUAGUUGGAAAAAAUAGAACAACAAUAGAAUCGUUCCGUGCACCCACGUUUGCAUAUGGAUCUGAUGGAAAUGGUUUCUCUCUUGGAUGCAGUAAAAAUUGGAGACAAGUCUUUGGUGAUGAAAAGAAAUAUUGGCUACUUCCAGUAUUUUCAAGCUUGGGUGAUGGUUGCAGUUUUCCAACUCGCCUUGUUGGAUUGGACCCAGAACAAGUUUCUGUUGCAAACCAAAAUGAGUAUCCCAGAAGUAUUGGCUCAAACCAACCUUUUCCUAUCAAACCACUUAGUGAAUCAAAAAACCGCUUGUUGGACAGUGAAUCUCAGUGGCUAGAGAAUGGAGCUGAAGAAAGCAUUGGCAGAUCAGGGACAAAUAACCAUGUUACAGUGGCAAUAGAAAAUUGAGUACCACUUGUUCAUAACUAACCAUUUGAAUAAGAGCAAGGUGUAUAAAAACAUAAUAUUGACUGACAUUUUUGAUUUCACUUGUAAGAAAAUAAUCAAUGGAUUAAAAUAAUUGAAGUAUAACAGAAGAUAUAUUUUUUAAAAAAGGAAGCCUUUGUACACUUCGCUGGAUUCACAGAAGCACUACUCCAGAGCAGAACGAUGCCUUAAUCUUAAAUGUCCAUUUGUACAACAUUGAUUUACACCUAUAAAGUAACUUAAUUUUACUGUGGAAAUAAUACUUACCUGUUAUGAGAUACUAUAAUAUGAACUGUCAUCACAUGUUAACACAGCAUAUGUAUUUUUUUCAAUACCUGAGUUACAUUAUUAGAGUUGUUUCUUAGUAUCCAUCUAAAUUUUCACUCCAAAAACACAAGCUAAAAACUUGUUUUAAGUAAAGUACAUCUAGGGCAAAUGGUGGCUGAAAGUGAAUAAUAUCCAGAUUAUUGUUGCUUGUACUGUAUAAGGAAAAGAAAAUAACCACUUUUUAAAAUUGGGUAUUUGCUAAUUUAUAAUUACUAUUUUAUACUUUUCAACAUUUUUAAUAAAGUUUUUUUAUUGUUGGCUAUAAAAUAACACUCAGAAGGAUUCAGAUAUCAAAAUAUAAUCAUUGAGAAUGUAGAAUGCAUUGAUAUAAUUAAUUGAAGGCUUAGUUAUAAGCUUUAAUACAACCAUGUAGUAUAUAGUGUGUGCCCAAGGCUUGAAGGACAUAUGGUGGUCUAAGAAAUAGUUUGACUUCUUUCUGCUUUUUAAUAAGAUUUUUGUUAAACUUUCAGGGGUAUAUACAUAUGGGCAGGGAAACAUAUUACAUGUGCUAUAGAAAUAGUGGACACAGUAGGAAGUGCUGGGAGUGCCUAGAAGAAAAGCAAAGGGAAUAGAGAUGUAGGAUAUUGCAUAAGCUGUUAAAAAAUAUUUUGAGGCUUGGGGCCUGUAGUGCAGCGGUUAGGGU
Messenger RNA from Otolemur garnettii (small-eared galago), 2289 nucleotides. RefSeq names its product zinc finger DHHC-type containing 20 (gene ZDHHC20). The coding region runs from base 204 to 1301 and encodes 365 amino acids. Lineage: Eukaryota; Metazoa; Chordata; Mammalia; Primates; Galagidae. Gene Ontology annotation, cellular component: Golgi apparatus; endoplasmic reticulum. Gene Ontology annotation, biological process: peptidyl-L-cysteine S-palmitoylation; protein targeting to membrane; synaptic vesicle maturation. The transcript is spliced from 13 exons. Gene Ontology annotation, molecular function: protein-cysteine S-palmitoyltransferase activity. The record is from RefSeq and is a predicted model, not a curated record.